AUGCCCAAGAGGAAGGUCAGCUCUGCCGAGGGGGCAGCGAAGAAGGACCCCAAGAGGAGGUCGGCAAGGUUGUCAGCUAAACCUGCUCCUGCAAAAGUGGAAGCGAAACCAAAAAAGGCGGCGGGAAAGGAGAAAUCUUAAGACAAAAAAACAAAGGGGAAAAGGGGAGCAAAGGGAAAACAGGCUGAAGUGGCUAACCAAGAAACAAAAGAAAACUUACCUGCAGAAAACGGAGAAACUAAAAACGAAGAGAGUGCAGCCUCUGAUGAAGCAGGAGAGAAAGAAGCCAAGUCUGAUUACUAUCAUAUCCCAUGUCUUACCAGUGGUCCCUGUCUCCCUUCUUGUACAAUCCAGAGGAAUAUUUUUAUCAACUAUUUUGUAAAUGCAAGUUUUUUAGUAGCUCUAGAAACAUUUUUAAGAAGGAGGGAAUCCCACCUCAUCCCAUUUUUUAAGUGUAAAUGCUUUUUUUUAAGAGGUGAAAUCAUUUGCUGGUUGUUUAUUUUUUGGUACAACCAGAAAAUGGGAUAUUGAAUAUGGGAGGCUUUGAUCGUCUUGGGUGUCAGCUUAACAUUCCAUAGAUGGGGUAGUUUUUAUAUCGUAUAAUAUCAAGCAUACUAAAAUGGCAAUUUGGAGUCAGUCGUGCAUUUAAUAUGUCUUGAACAUUUUAAAUUACUUCUAUUCCCAUGUUGUUUUUGGUAGAAUUGUUUCCUAAAGAAAACCACUCCUUGAUCUUGGCUCUCCCUGUCAGAAUUUUGUGCAUUCUGUAACAUCUUGGUCGUGGUAGUCCAGUUUCCUAGUAAC
Molecule: messenger RNA, 801 nt
Organism: Panthera uncia (snow leopard)
Lineage: Eukaryota; Metazoa; Chordata; Mammalia; Carnivora; Felidae
Product: non-histone chromosomal protein HMG-14-like
Biological process (GO): chromatin organization
Cellular component (GO): nucleus; chromatin
Molecular function (GO): nucleosomal DNA binding
Source: RefSeq, a predicted model, not a curated record